UAGAGCUCUGGCAAGUCCAUUUAGUUGCCUGAUGUACGCACCCAAAAUAGAGAGAGGCUGGCUGCCUGCCUGCCAGUUAUAACUUUAGUUGGUACCAUACUGAUGAAAGAAGUAGUUACUGUUCCAAAAACCGGAAUAUUCUGAUUGAAGCUGCACGGAAGUUUCAUUUAAGUAAUCGUAUUCUUUGUAAGUUAGACAGAAUGCCCCGCUGACAGCAGGGUUUCUUUCAGACGGUGUUUCUCCAGACACUGUUGGUUCUCUGCAGAUGAUAACAUCUCGCAGGCAGUGAGAUCUGUGCUGAACGGGUGUCUCUUCUUCUGGAAUCCCCUCCGUUUGCGGUGUCUCCCUGUCUCGAAUACAAGGGUGGGCAGGGCCGGAGCCAGCCCCGACUGAGCAGGAGUUUUGAUUGUUGUCAAGUUUAAAAUAACGUUAAAAUUAGACCUUGGAAAGUAAUAGAAUAUGCCCAAGAUUUCUGGGAAUGUUUAUCCCAUGCCUGGAAGUGAGAAAUCCAUUCUGUCCCCAGCUCUGUCUCCCGGCACACGCUGGAUGGAGAUCGCUCCUCGUGUUGCCCAGCCCUGAUAAAGGGCGCUUGCGUUCUAAAACUCAAGGGCAGGGAAGCUCAAAGAACAUCAAACCCAGUGCCCGGUGCAGGAGUCCAUCAGAGUACCCCGUGCUCCCGCCCUGCCAUCAGUCCUCGCCUUCCAGGGGUGGGGAAUGUGGGGAGACUGGUGCUUCCAUUCCUGGAACAUUCAGGCAGUUCACUCUGUGCUGGCAUCGUGUGCAGGAGAACACGGAAAUCAGGGAACGAGCUGGAGCUGUAGUUUCCAGAGCUGGGUGCAGAGCAAAGGGAUGAUGUGAAGGUGGACCCAGGGCAGUAAGUUUAUAACCAGGGACGGAGCCUCUCGCCCAUGGCUUUCUUUGUUUCUUCUGUGCCUCCCCAAACUACUUGCAUUGAUAAUAAGCCAUCGCUUGGUGUGGCCGUGGUUACUGAUAAGUCUAAAACAGAAACGGUCUUGGAGAUGCAGAGCAGCAAAGGAAAAGCCCGGCUUCCCUGAGUAACGGGAACCUGAUGAGGAUGGGUUUGACUUCAGCGUUGGGAUUUUAAGCAGCUCGACACCUGGCAAAGAGGAGAUCCAGAGCACUCAACUCCUUGGGCUACUGCAAAGCUUUCCAAUCUGGUUUUGAACACUUCAGACCUUGGCCAUCCAAAGGGAGGAGGGGUUCGAGCAGGUGUCAACUUUCCCAGCUGUGAGCCCGCAGUGGGGAUGCCUCACUUCUUGUCCCAAUCCUGACAGCCGGGGCUGAAAUCAUCCUGACCGUGGCAUCCAAGGCACCUGACACUCAGUGCCUGUACCACAUUAAUUUUGCUCUUCUCCCUUCCUCCUAGACGGACUUCCUAAUUUAGCUGGAUGAGGUCUCCAUGCCCCGGAGGCCCAGGGUGUGCAUCCAGGGAGAGGAAGGGGCACCGCUCGCCCUCCCGGAUCUGGGAUGCCAUGCCGGGACUGGAGGCCACGCUCUCCUCCGAGCUAGUGCCCUGGAACUCCCCGUGGAGGGCAUCUUGUGAGCAGGCGGCAUGUGCUGGACCAAGGGUGCUGGGAGAACUGGGAGGGCUGGGGUGGGGGGCAGUGGCUGUUGAGGGUCCCUCAUUUGCAUGGCCCCGCCCCUCGGGCUUUGCAGUGUUGGGGUCCCGGUGGCAGUUGGGCACCGGGCUCAGCACAGGCAGCAGCUCCUGGUGGAACUCCUCGCGCCGGCGUGAAUCCUGCCGUGGCUGGGAUCCAAGAGAGGUGAGAUAGAACCUGCCCGUCUCCCCACACCCCUCACGGGUUCCCUGUCCCUCGUCCAGUGACCGGUGCCCUUGCUCCUAGGGAGUGCAGCAGCUCUCGGAGGUGACUCUGUCCUGUCUGGGGUGACAGGAGCCCUUUCAGAGGGGAGAGAGAGGUAAAUUCUGGGGGCCGGGCCAAAUGGGACGGAGCAGAGAUGGGCUGUGGUUCAGCUGGCCUCAGCUGUGCAGCUGCCAUGGAGCUGCAGUCGUCUGCCCUGCACAAGGGGACCGGGCCCCGCUUUGCUUUAGAAGAGGCAGAAGGAAUAAAACCAGUGACUGCAGGGCGCUCUGCCUGACCCAAGCUCUGAGCCUUUCCUGCAGGAUCGGGUCAACGGAGCUGGAACUCGCUGGUUCUGCUGACUGACUCUCUGUUGCCCCAAAACGGGAGCGGGGCUGGCUCGGGCGUGGGUGUCCAUGUUAGAGACAUCCAUGUGCAGUCAGGUGAAACCCACCCUGCUCUCCCGUGUUCCUCACCAGGCCUCGCACAUCGCUGCUGAGAGCCCUUGGUGAAGCCACGGGCGCUCUCUGUCUCUGUUAUUUCUCUUUCUUUUGUUUAACAGAAGGAAAGUCAGCCUCGGCCAUUCAGUCGUGGAAGAAAGUUUGUGCGUGAAGAUCUCCUGGAAGAUCCAAGCGCGGGCGAAAUCGAUGCCUCUUCCUCUCCUGUUCCCCUAAGGAGCUCAGGCACCCUCUGCUCGCCCUGUGUCUGAGCACCGCUGCCCAAGGCACCCAGCGAUGCACAGGGAGAUUCUGUAUCUCCCCCUGCACCGUGGAGUUUGUUGGUCAGCAGGAAUGAAGUCCUUUGAGGACCUGAGCUGACCGAAGUGCCCUGAAGGGAAAAGGGCGCUCUGUAACUUCCCAGAGGAAAUAUUGGAAUAGAAGCAAAUAUAUAGAAAUCGUUUGAGCAGAAGCUGCCUAAAAAUCAGCUAAAAAUUCUUAGCUUAGCACUAUUGUUUUAGUUUGGAGUUUUGUGUAUUUUAGAUGGAGAGUUUGAAUUUAAACAACUUUACUUUAGUCUGUGGGGGAAACGCGUUCCAAGAGCCAGGAAGUUCUUUAGAGUGAGAAGAAGCAAAGUAGCAGCUCCAAAGAGGGUUUUAUGUUGACAGGUCUUUGUAAUUUUGAACUCAAAUCUACAAGUCCCUGUAAAUUUAAAGUGGCCAAAAAAAAAAGAGGGGUUGGGCAUUGCUCUCAAGACGUGUGUCCCCUUCUGUGCAGACGUCUCUCCGGCUGCAGCCAGCGCCCAGACAUCCCAGCGCAAAUGGAGGAGCCAAAGAAGAAGUUAGCAAGGGCCAAAGGAGAAAAAGUUGGCACGGAUGAUGAAGACGGCCGAUGCCUGCUAGAUCUGCAUGCACUGGAGGAGUCCUCGGGAAAACCUCUGAGCACAGAGCCGAGUCGGCCCACCACCAACGUGGACCCUCGCCUUUUAGAAGAUGAAGACCUGGGCUCACCAUCCAGCAGCGGAGUGAACCUGAAGAACUCGCAGCAGCCCUGCAACAUCCUCCAGCAGCCCGUGCACCAGGUCACCACAAAGCCCUUUGGUUCCAACACUGCUGUGACCACGCAGAACAAAGCCGCCCUGCAGCAGCAGAAGGUCCAGCAGAACCUCUCUGCCCUGACCAGCAAACCCGGGCAGAACGUGGUGCUGUUGGGCUUCCCCCAAGGGCUUCCAAGCGACACCUUCAAGCAGCCACUGCCACCACAGCAGCGAGCCCCCAGCAAGCCCAGGAGUGUCCACCUGCUGAGCCAGGGCAGCAGCAGCAGCAGCGCCACGCAGCACGUCGCGCAGGCCAUGCUGCAGGGCCAGAAGCAGAUCCUGCUCCCCGGGCAGCUGGCGGGUGCCUGCGCUGUGCAGAUCCCCCAGCAGCUCUCGGCCCUGCAGACCAACAUGGGGAGGCAGAUCCCGAGCACCUCCCGCCCCAGCGGACAAGCCCACACCACAACCAGCCAAGGGCCGGGCGCACGGCUGAGCAUCUACCAAGUCUUGCCAGCCCACAUCCUCUCCAGCCAGCACGUCGCCGGGCAGCUGAACCUGUGCCACCUGCUCCCAUCGCAGAGCACCCCUGGCACCGCUCACAUCCUAUGGGCUCCCAUGCAGCUCCAGCCCAGCCAGGUUCCUCGAGGGAUUCUCCUGCAGCAGAAGCAGCAGCCCCCCACCAGCCAGGCCCCCUCCGCGCUCGGCACAUGCAGUGCCACGGUCUCCUCCGGGAUGGUCAGCAGGCAGGGACAGGCGGUGGCGGCCACGGCAACAUCAGGGACCCCCAUGCAGAGCCACGCGCCCACUGCUGCCCUCCCACCCUCCUCUGCAGGAAAAAGGCGGUGGGAUGCCACCUGUCAGCGCAGGGAGCCAGGACCAGGGCCAUCCAAACGUGCUGCUCGGUCACGCCCAGGCAUUUCCACCUCAGUUCCUGGGGACAGCAGAGCCUUCCCCAGCACUUCCACGCUGGUCUCUCCUGGGAAGGGGACUGCAGCCCAGGGGAGGUCAGGGACAGCUCAUGCCAGACAGCAGCCAGUUCAGUACGACAGCGAACUCCAUCCAAAGAAAGCCUCGACACUGCAGCCCGGCAAGGAAGCCUGUUUCCUGGAGCAGCUGCACAAACACCAAGCCAUGGUGCUGCACCCUGACUACCGGACCCCAUUCCGCUCCUUGGACGACGCCGUGCAGCGGCUCCUGCCCUACCACAUCUAUCAGGGAACGCUGCCCUCCGACGAAGAGUGCAGGAAGGUGGACGAGGAGUUUGAGGUGGUGUCUGCCCAGCUGCUAAAGCGCUCCCAAGCCAUGCUGAACAAGUACCGCCUGCUGCUCCUGGAGGAAUCCCAGAGAGUCAGUCCUUCUGCGGAGAUGGUGAUGAUCCACCGCAUGUUUGUUCAGGAGGAAAGGAUCAGGCUAGCGCUCGACAAGCAGUCGGUCAAGGAGAAAUCAGAGGAAGAUGUCUCAGUGCUCUCCCCAUCGCACAGCCUCUCCUCCUUGGCAUCCCUGGCCUCCAGCUCCAGUGCGGCACCAGCUCCCGACAGCCUGAAGGUGCCCCCAGCGCAGGCAGUGCCUCCCACUCCCUCCCCCAAGCUGGAGAUCAAGCCCAGUGGGAGCUCCCCCUCCGUCACCUGCACCAAGACUCCCCCUUUGCUGGACGAAGACGCGGACACCUUGCCCUCCGGGAACAAAUCCCCCAGCCAAGCCUGCGGAGCACCCAGUCAGAUCGGCCUCAAGCUGAAGAUCAAGCAGAGGGCUGGGCUAUGGCAAGCGGUGCACAACACCGCUUCAAAGGUGACCAGGGAUCGUGAUCCUGAUCCAGGAGCGGGCCUGGGGGCUCAGGGACACAACAAGGAACCGGGAUCCGAACCCACGACUGGGGCCCUGGAUCAGGAAGGCAACAGGAAAUGUUAG
This is a messenger RNA of Cuculus canorus (common cuckoo), 5201 nucleotides long. Its product is annotated as BRD4-interacting chromatin-remodeling complex-associated protein-like. Bases 2916 to 5201 code for a protein of 761 amino acids. The transcript is spliced from 11 exons. The record is from RefSeq and is a predicted model, not a curated record. Gene Ontology annotation, biological process: positive regulation of DNA-templated transcription. NCBI's taxonomy places the organism in Eukaryota, Metazoa, Chordata, Aves, Cuculiformes, Cuculidae. Gene Ontology annotation, cellular component: SWI/SNF complex.